Molecule: messenger RNA, 680 nt
Organism: Eremomyces bilateralis CBS 781.70
Lineage: Eukaryota; Fungi; Ascomycota; Dothideomycetes; Eremomycetales; Eremomycetaceae
Exons: 4
Coding region: 23-499 (158 amino acids)
Source: RefSeq, a predicted model, not a curated record
CCAGAGACGAAAUUUAACCAAGAUGGAGCAUCAAUCCGACGUUAAGCUCCCCCGGAUUGUAAUCACAUACUGCACGCAAUGCCGCUGGAUGCUACGAGCCGGUUAUUUUGCCCAAGAGCUCUUAACAACGUUCCAAACCACAAUUGGCGAAAUUUCUCUGGUGCCUGCCAUGGGAGGGUUAUUCACUGUUGAACUGACAUAUCUCCCUUCCUCGAAAGUCAACAAUGAUAAUAUACCUUCAGAUGCCCCAAGGAAAGUACUGAUAUGGGAUCGCAAAUCGGAAGGCGGCUUUCCUGAGACUAAAGUCCUAAAGCAACUGGUCAGGAACCAUAUCGACCCGGACAAGAACCUAGGCCAUUCGGACAAGAAGGGUCACUCGGCCAAAAGUACUGAGUCUACUAGCACUGGCACGACAGCAGACACAGGCGCCACUAAGCCCAGUGACGACGUAAAAGACACCGGUUCGAGUGGACAGAAGGAUUGUGAAGAUUGCAGAUGAGGAUCACGAUUUUAGUUCGGUCGAUUGUGGGUGGGACGGUCGAUGUGAGAUGGUCUCCCUUCAGAGCCCCUGAUGUGCAGCAUGGACGGUGGGGCAUCUGUGGAGGGAACGAGACUGGAUCAGAUUUCCGUCUCGAUAAACUAACUGCCUAUGACUUUUUAAUCCUGUACAAAGAAUGUAG